Molecule: messenger RNA, 3068 nt
Organism: Anopheles nili
Lineage: Eukaryota; Metazoa; Arthropoda; Insecta; Diptera; Culicidae
Product: glutathione hydrolase 1 proenzyme-like
Exons: 6
Coding region: 4-2988 (994 amino acids)
Biological process (GO): glutathione catabolic process
Cellular component (GO): plasma membrane
Molecular function (GO): glutathione gamma-glutamate hydrolase
Source: RefSeq, a predicted model, not a curated record
AAAAUGAUAUUGAAUAUCAAUAAGAAAAAGCUCUUGCUACUGUCGGUAGCGGCGACGCUAGUGAUCAUCGCCCUCGUACUCGGUCUAGUGCUCGGUUUACGUUCAAAAGAUGAUGACGAUGCCGCAGUGGCACAAGUCCGCCUCACAGGUGGUGCCGUCACAUCCAACGGCAUCGAAUGUGCUGGCAUUGGCGAGGACAUACUGCGCCGCAACGGUUCAGCCGUCGAUGCAGCCAUCGCGACCAUGUUCUGCGAAGGUGUCACCUGCCCACAAAGCAUGGGUCUUGGUGGUGGCUUCUUGGCUACGAUCUACUUCCGCGACAGCAACAAAUCGAUCGCAUUGGAUGCCCGCGAAGAGGCACCGGCUGCUGCGACACGCGACAUGUUCCUCAAUCACUCGUCGGUGGUGGGUGGACUCGCGAUUGCCGUGCCCGGUGAAUUGAAGGGAUAUUGGGCGAUGCAUCAGCGAUACGGUCGGCUUGAGUGGAAGACACUUGUCGAGCCUACAAUUCGAUUAUGUCGUGAGGGUCACUUGGUCACCGGUUACCUGGACAGGAUACUGAAAGGACGCGAGCAGCGCAUCUUGGACGAACCGACGUUGCGAGACGUUUUUAUCAACCCGCAAACGCAACAAACAUGGCGCGAAGGAGACCGUCUGAAGCGUCCUGCGUUGGCCGACACGCUGGAGGUGAUCGCGAUAGAGGGUGUCGACGCGUUGUACAGUCGAAAUGGAACACUCCUGCCGAAGCUAAUGCGCGAUCUCAAACUAUUCGGAAGCAUCAUCACCGAGGACGACUUCUACAACUAUGAGCCACGGUGGGAGGCCCCGUCACAGACCAGUAUUAGAAAGUCUAGUCAUGUCUACUCGAUCCCGCUGCCAGGCAGUGGACCCGUGCUAAACUACAUGCUUAACAUCCUCGAUAACUACGACGAUCUGCGGCAAAAUGAUCCGCUGUCGUGGCAUCGGAUCGUGGAGAGCUUUAAACACGGGUACGGCUUGCGUACCCGCCUUGGCGAUGCGCCCUUCGUCCCGGGUAUCGAGGAGGAGCUGCACAAGCUGUCCAGCAAGGCUUACGCCCAGUACAUCGCCGAAACAAUAGCGAACGAUGCGACUCACUCCGAGUACAAGCACUAUGGGGCGGAAUUUUCUUCCGAGGAGGAUCAUGGUACAGCUCAUGUCGCGGUACUCGCCCCUAACGGAGAUGCGGUGUCGAUCACGAGCACGAUUAACUAUGUCACGAUGAAACGGAGAACCAUCCUUACCCUGCUGAUCGCGGCGAUCAUCCUGACGAUCCUGACGGUCGUGUUCGUGCUGUCCACACAGGGCAAUAUUUCCAAAGAACGGCUGAGGGAAUCCGUGCGCCAUCACACCGGUGCCAUUGUUGCUAACGGUGCCGAAUGUGCGGAGAUUGGCGCUCGGAUCCUUCGUCUCAACGGAUCAGCCGCAGACGCAGCUAUAGCGACGCUCUUUUGCGAAGGAGUCACCUGUCCACAAAGCAUGGGCCUGGGCGGUGGCUUUCUGCUAACAAUAUACCAUCACCGGAAUCGCACGGUUGAAACGUUGAAUGCAAGAGAAACGGCACCAGCAGCUUCCGAGCAUACCAUGCUGAGGGACGCGACGGAACAAGGACGGGAUAAGCGAGGACUAACCGUUGCAGUGCCAGGCGAGCUAAAGGGUUACUGGGAACUACAUCAGCGGUAUGGUAAGCUUGAGUGGGCCUCGUUGGUACAACCGACGAUUGAGCUUUGCGAGCGAGGCCACCUGGUCACACCGUACCUAAGCCGAAUUUUGCAACGCGUGGAAUCUCAGAUUUACGCGGAACCAUCGAUGAGAGAGGUUUUCAUAAACCCGGCAACCAAUCGCACGUGGCAAGAAGGCGAUAAGAUCAAACGGCUUCGGUUGGCGGAAAGCUUACGAGUCGUGGCAACGGAAGGUGUUGAUAGUUUGUACAGUCGCGACGGGACAUUACUCAAAAAGCUAAUGAAAGAUCUGAAGUCGUUCGGAAGCGUUAUCGAAGUAGAGGACUUUUUGAGUUACAGGCCUCGCUGGGAGACUCCCGAUACGGUAACGUUGCAAAUGGGCGACCAGGUUCACUCCAUCGGUAUUCCCGGUAGUGGAACCAUACAGAAUUUUAUGCUGCGCAUUCUGGAUGGCUACAAGCACACAGAUCUGAAGGACCCCCUCACGUGGCACCGUAUCGUAGAAAGCAUGAAGUUUGCGUACGGUAUGCGCACGCGUGUUGGAGAUCCCGUCUUUACACCGGAAUCGAUCGCAGUUAUCCGCAACUUGACAGAUCCCCACUUUGCGGCUCACAUUCGAGAUACACUGAUCAGCGACGAGCGGACACACGACGAUUUUGCGUACUAUGGCGCUGAGUUUGCUGAUGUAGAAGACAAAGGAACUGCACAUAUAUGUGUACUGGCGCCGAACGGAGAUGCUGUAUCGGCGACAAGCACCAUAAACUAUCUACUUGGAGCCAAAAUUCGUUCACAAUCAACCGGAAUUAUACUGAACGAUGAGAUGGAUGACUUUUCUAUACCCGGUACAGUGAAUACAUAUGGUUUGCCGGCAUCGCCUGCUAACUUUAUUGCACCGCAAAAGAUUCCACUUUCCUCCAUGACACCGACGAUCGUUACCGAUCGUAAUGGCUCCGUGCGAAUGGUUUUGGGAGGUGCGGGAGGAUCUCGUAUCACUAGUGCUACGGCUGUUAUGAUCUACCGAUAUCUAGUAUUCGGAGAGGAUCUUCAUACGGUUAUGAGUGCGAAGCGCCUGCACCAUCAACUAGCACCGAUGUGGGUUGACUAUGAGGCAGGAUUUUCACCAGACAUACUCGAGGGGCUCAGGAAAAAAGGCCAUCGCGUAAAGGAAAAAACACCAGACGCUGGCUUUGCCGCUGCUACAGGCAUUGUGAAGGAUCCAAUUGAUUAUACGGUCACAGCGGCUUUUGACCCACGACGUGGUGGUAGUUUGGAGCUAGUAGAAGAGUGAUUAGGAGGAAGAUUUAAAAAAAAACAUGUUUAAAACGCGUUCAUGGCAUUCCACGUAUUUGUAGAAUACACCAGAAAUAA